CCAGGACUGAGGAGAGUUCGGGAACUGGGCGCAGCAGAGACGGAACCAUUUACCCUGGAGAAGAUUUUAGUACUCCGCUUUUUUCCUGCUUUGAAGCAAAGAUCCACCACGCCCGGAGCUCUGCCAUCAGGGGGUUGUGACUCAGAAGUUAUUGCACAAAGUCGAUUUCCUCUUCACCAGAGGACCAGAUGCCUUGAGAGCAACUGCUGCACUUCCUCAAAGUGACUAGAGUUUGUCCGCAGGUGAGGUGGUGUUCGGGAUGACGCUGAGCUGCGUGGGGACGUGCUGCCUCAGUCCGGAGGCCAAAGAGGCUCGUAGGAUCAACGAUGAGAUCGAGAGGCAGCUCCGGCGGGACGAGAAGGAGUCCCGGCGGGAGUAUAAACUCCUGUUGCUGGGAACUGGUGAAAGUGGAAAGAGCACUUUCAUCAAACAGAUGAGGAUCAUCCACGGCUGUGGAUACUCCGAAGAGGACAGAAGAGGCUUCACCAGACUGAUCUUCCACAACAUCUUCACAGCUAUGCAGGCCAUGAUCCAAGCCAUGAGUGCAUUACAGAUCCCCUACAAGUAUGAGCACAACAAGGCAAACGCCGCUGUGGUCAGCAGGGUUGAUGUGGAAAGAGUGACAACAUUAACAAAGCCAUAUGAGGAUGCCUUGAAGAGCCUGUGGAGCGACCCAGGGAUUCAGGAAUGUCACAGUCGGAGGAGGGAAUACCAGCUCUCAGACUCAGCCAAAUACUAUCUAGAUGAUUUGGCCCGAAUUGCUGAUAGUGCUUAUUUGCCAAGCCAACAAGACGUCCUGAGGGUACGAGUGCCCACAACGGGUAUACUAGAGUACCCAUUUGACCUGGAGAAAGCGGUGUUCAGGAUGGUGGACGUGGGCGGCCAGCGAUCUGAGAGGAGGAAGUGGAUCCACUGUUUUGAAAAAGUCACGUCCAUCAUGUUCUUGGUGGCGCUCAGCGAGUAUGAUCAGGUCCUCGCUGAGUCCAGCAAUGAGAAUCGAAUGGAGGAAAGCAUGGCUUUGUUCAAGACGAUCAUAACCUACAAGUGGUUUGAAAAGUCCUCAAUCAUCUUGUUCCUCAACAAGAUGGAUCUGUUGGAGGAAAAAAUCAUGCACUCGCAUUUGGUUGACUACUUUCCUGAGUACGAUGGUCCCCAGCGGGAUGUCCAAGCAGGAAAAAAAUUCAUCCUGGACAUGUUUUUCAGCCUGAACCCGGAUGAGGACAAACUCAUCUACUCCCACUUCACGUGCGCCACGGACACGGACAACAUUCGAUUUGUCUUCUGCGCGGUGAAGCACCACAUCUUGCAGAUCAACCUGGAAGAACAAAACUUGGUUUAAACUCCGAUGUUGCCUUCUGUAAUUUAAUCGUCUGCUUGCAGCUGGCGGUCGGGCGGACCCUGCGCCGCCGCUGCUCUGCUCUAUAAUCCAAAACAGGAAAUUGAGAAGCUUCAGAGCUUGCCAUCAAAUGACUGUACUACUGAUGCAUUUCAAAUUUUCUUGUUAAGAAUCCGUAAAUGGAUGUCUCCAGCUAUUAUUAUGAAGUGUGACCUGCCAAUUAAAGUGCUGCCUCUUGGAGGAGACUGAUAUAGCUGGCGUUCUGAAAUUCAUGGAGCUCUUUGUGGACGUUUUUUGAGCAGCGUGAAUGAACACUGGCUGAUUAAUUGGAGGGGAGAGUAGUGAAGUGGCCUCAAAUGCCUCGGAGAACUCGAGAUGGGCUAGAUCUUCUCCUUCAGAGUAACUGUGGGGUUGAGCGUGGACUACACACACCGCAACAUCUCACAUCAUUAAGCCAACUUGUUCGGUUUUCCUUUUGAGUCAGAAACCCGUUUGGAUUGCUUUCUUUGUGUCCUGACUGAAGGAGAACUUGUCAUAAUCGACACAAAUGGAACACUUCAUGUAAAACAUUUCAUGCAUUUAUUUUAGCAUGUGUGAUCACUUUUGCCACUGAGUUUCACUCGAUCCAGUUACUUGUGUGGACAUCACCAGUAUGGUUUUAGUGGAUUUUAAAGGAACGGUCACAAACCUGUAGAUUCAUUUCUUUCAAGGACUGUUUGCUUUUAAAGACCAAGUUCACUAAUUUUUUCAACACAUUUGCAGUGGUCUCUAGGGUAAAUACAUUCUUUGUGAGACGAUUGCUGAGGUAAAAUAAAAGCUCUGGUGCUCCUGUUUCAGGAACUAGAAGUGAGCUGGAGCUUCAAGGAGCAGCAGAUGGUUGGUUUUGAAGUCUAAUUUCCUGAUGAUUAGACAUUUUGCCUCUGAUUGGCUAACAGCAAACAAACUACCACUGUUUUUGUUUUCUUUCCAAUGUUGGUGUUUUAUCUCCACAUUAACACAAGCCUGGAGGGGUUCUGUCAUGUUGUAGAAGUGCUAAUGCUAGUGGUUAGCUUCUACUAGCUGGGACGCUCUCUGCUCUCCCCUUGAUGCUAAAUCAACAACAGCAUUCCCCGUCACGAGCCAAGAUGAGUGAGGCCAUGAAUGCUAACUUGACAUUAUGACGUGCAAUUUGUUAUGUCCGGCCGUUGCACCAGGAAGUGGUAGGAAUUGGCAGAAUUCCUUUUCCAACCAUUAUUUAACCUGCAUCACAUUUAGCAGUCAGACAUCCAUGUUUAUGGCCCAAUCUCAAUACUUUCACUGCGCCCUGCCAUCUUCAGCAAAGUGUACUUGGAGAAAGUGCACAGUAAGGCUUCGAGUGUGUGCUACACAAGUGUGCAAAUAAUUGCUGAAUUGAGACAGGGAGCAUUGUGUCAUCCAUCGCGAUGCGUGCCGAGAUGCUGGUCGCUGUGAAACAAAAAAAAAACUUAACUUUCAAACAAUUAUUUGAAAUUAUUUUACAUAAGUUUCUACUUUGUCUAAAGGUUUUAGAGCAUCAACUAAUUGUCCUAAAAUGAACUACUUUCACUAGAAAAUACAUAUGUUCAGAAAGGGAACUUGAGCCUUUUCUCCCGCAGCAAUGGAUUGUAAUACACUUCACCCAAAUCCGCAUCAAUGCAGACCUGGGUGAAGGGUGAAUCGAGGGUGCAAGAGGGGCGUAAACAACUUCCACACUUGAGAAUCGGGACACCCUACGCACUCGCACCCCCGGUCGGGAUCGUGCAAUUGAAGGGCGCAAGUGUGGAAGUGCGAGAAUUGAGAUUGGGCACUUGUCUCUCUCUCUCUC
This is a messenger RNA of Nothobranchius furzeri (turquoise killifish), 3158 nucleotides long. RefSeq names its product guanine nucleotide-binding protein G(q) subunit alpha. The record is from RefSeq and is a predicted model, not a curated record. Gene Ontology annotation, molecular function: G-protein beta/gamma-subunit complex binding; guanyl nucleotide binding; G protein-coupled receptor binding. Lineage: Eukaryota; Metazoa; Chordata; Actinopteri; Cyprinodontiformes; Nothobranchiidae. Gene Ontology annotation, biological process: action potential; phospholipase C-activating dopamine receptor signaling pathway; adenylate cyclase-modulating G protein-coupled receptor signaling pathway. Gene Ontology annotation, cellular component: heterotrimeric G-protein complex.